Python bivittatus (Burmese python) is the source of this 817-nucleotide messenger RNA. NCBI's taxonomy places the organism in Eukaryota, Metazoa, Chordata, Lepidosauria, Squamata, Pythonidae. The record is from RefSeq and is a predicted model, not a curated record.
AUGAAGAUUGUGGUAGAAGGGAAGCAGUUCUGCUGUUACGAUUGCCUCCCCUGCCCUGGAGGGAAAAUAUCCAGCCAGCAUGACGUGGAUGACUGUUCUGAAUGCCCACAAGGUCAAUACGCAAGCAAGAAGCAUGAUUCGUGCAUUACGAAGAAAUUGAUUUUCUUGUCCUAUGACAAUCCUUUGGGUAUGAGCUUAGCUAUAUUGGCCCUUUCCUUUUCUCUCUGCACUCUUUUGGUGCUAGGAACAUUUCUGAAACAUCACAACUCUCCCAUUGUCAAAGCCAACAACCGGGAUCUCACCUACAUGCUCCUUGUCUCUCUGUUGCUUUGCUUCCUCUGCACACUGCAGUUCCUCAUUCCUCCUGGGAAUAUCAUUUGCCUCCUCCGGCAAAUCACUUUUGCCAUUGUCUUCUCUGUGGCUGUAUCUUGCGUGUUGGCAAAAACCAUCAUUGUGCUUUUAGCAUUCAUGGCCACCAAACCGGGAUCCCGAGUACGGAAGUGGGUGGGGAGACGACUGGCCAUCUCCAUUGUCCUUUCUUGUUCCCUUAUUCAAGCAGGCAUCUGUACAGUUUGGUUGGCAACAACUCCUCCCUUUCCAGAUAUGGACCUACACUCAGAAACUGCAGAAAUCAUCCUGCAAUGCAAUGAAGGCUCAGCUACUAUGUUUUACUGUGUUCUGGGUUAUAUGGGCUUCCUGGCAGCUUCCAGUUUUACAGUGGCUUUUCUUUCUAGGAAAAUCCCCAAACUGCAAGUAACGAAGCAAGCAAUCCGCUAUUUAGAGAACUGGUGGCAGAAAUCGAAAAACCGAUAUGACA